AGAGACAAAAUGUAAAGAAGAGAGAGACUCAAUGGAAAUCAUGAAGCUUGAACUGCUCAAUAAGAUGGAACAUGUAAAAAGGCUGUUAAAUGAGGCAAAUAAAGAAAAAGCCAAUAUUAAAGUUUGUAUCCUUCAGGUUCAAACGGAAAAAGAAAGACUUGAAGACAUUUUAAGCAAGAUUUUCUUAACACAUAGUGAACAAAAAGUCAAGGAAGAUGACCUCAGAAGACAAACAAAAGAACUGGAAAUGAAGAAGAAGCAAUUACAGAGUGAAAGAGAAAAAGUGGAGAGUCUGAUGAGGAAUCUCAACAAGAAGCAAGAAGAGCUUGAACGUGCAAAGGAAAUCAUGAGUGAAGAAAAAGAAGAGGUGAAACAGAUGAAGACUGACAUUGCCAAAGAACGAGAACUGUUGUUGAAGGAACGGAGAAAUAUGGAAGAAGAGCGGUCUGAGAUGGAAAUGAGAGGAGACCAAGUCAUGGAUGAAAUGAAAUCACUAGAGAUUCUGAAAGUGAAACUUCAACAACUGAAAGAGGAUAUAAAAGCUAAAACGGACAGAUUACUACAAAAUGUUGACAACAGGUCCAUGCUGCAAACAGUGUUGGAAGAAAAACUUACAACUCAAGACAAACAGAAAGAAAACAUUUGCUAUUUCACUGAAAUGUUAGAGACGGAAAGGGAAGGUGUGAGAACUAUCCUUUCAGACAUGAUCACCAAGAGAGAAUGCACAGAAAAAGAAUGGAAGCAGCAGUUUGAACUGGACAAACGAGAUCUUGAUAAACUGAAAGAAGAUCUGAGACAAGACAGAGAAGAUCUGGAGAGAGAAAGUGAGGUGCUGAAUAAAGAGAAAAUGGAUUUGGAGCUGUUGAUGUCUGACAUGAAGAAACAAUUUGAAAUAUUGGAAGAAAAGAGACAAAAUGUAAAGAAGAGAGAGACUCAAUGGAAAUCAUGAAGCUUGAACUGCUCAAUAAGAUGGAACAUGUAAAAAGGCUGUUAAAUGAGGCAAAUAAAGAAAAAGCCAAUAUUAAAGUUUGUAUCCUUCAGGUUCAAACGGAAAAAGAAAGACUUGAAGACAUUUUAAGCAAGAUUUUCUUAACACAUAGUGAACAAAAAGUCAAGGAAGAUGACCUCAGAAGACAAACAAAAGAACUGGAAAUGAAGAAGAAGCAAUUACAGAGUGAAAGAGAAAAAGUGGAGAGUCUGAUGAGGAAUCUCAACAAGAAGCAAGAAGAGCUUGAACGUGCAAAGGAAAUCAUGAGUGAAGAAAAAGAAGAGGUGAAACAGAUGAAGACUGACAUUGCCAAAGAACGAGAA
Molecule: messenger RNA, 1311 nt
Organism: Oreochromis niloticus (Nile tilapia)
Lineage: Eukaryota; Metazoa; Chordata; Actinopteri; Cichliformes; Cichlidae
Product: golgin subfamily A member 6-like protein 7
Exons: 1
Coding region: 32-949 (305 amino acids)
Source: RefSeq, a predicted model, not a curated record